UCAUGACGUACCACCACCACAUUCGCCGCUACCAGCACAAACUCAUAAUUAGUAGAGGAAGGGUGAGCUGUAGCUGGGAUAUGGGAGUUUGGUCUACCAAGACGAAACCUUAUAAGGUGGUAACCAUAGUAGUUGGAGCUGUUCUGGUGACCGUCCUUAUGUGGGCCGACUGUACACCUGCUGCCCUGAGAGAGCUACUGCCUCAAGCAAUGAGACUAAUUGACAUGGCAGACAACAUUAUACCAGUGGGCAGAGCACAACUUGAUAAAGACAAAGACGUAGUAAACUCUGCAAAGGCAAUUGCAGCAGAAACACAGCCACUACCUUGCCUACAAGAACCAAAGGAGUCUUGCUCAGAGGGAGCCAACAUACUCCAAGUCAACUAUCGACGGAGGGUCGCCUUCAUUUUGUCCGAGGUCCAUCGUGAAAUGUUUCGUAUGAGAGGUACAACCACAACAGUAGAUACCAAGUGGGUACUAAAGCUUGGAGCACUGGUGAAGGAGCUGGCACCCUCAAUGACCAACAACUCCUCCUGGGACUACUCUGCCAGGAUCCCAGAUAUGGGUCCAGCACCUGUCCUCCCUAACAAGACUAGGCAUGUCUGCCCUGAGAUGUAUUUUGGUCCUAAGAUGGGUUUCUCCUUCCACCAGCACGGUAUGGAACCAGAGAACUGUACAUAUGUGCCGCCAUUCGCACGUGUUCUCACAGCUGUGCUACCAGCCAUGUCUUGGCCACCACAAACCAUUAAUUUUGUCAUCACCCAGAUCAGAAAAUGGUAUGACAUACCCAUUAUUGUUAUAAUUCCUAAAAGAGUUGUCGUAGAUCCAACACUAAGGGAUGUUAAAGCUUUGAAGAUCAAAAACGAGACCUUAAGUGGAGGUGACUUGCUCAACAAGGCGGUGGAGAUGGUAACAACACCGUAUGUGUUCAUGGGCACGUCACUAGCACACUUCAGCAACCAGUCGUCCCUGGAGCGGCUGGUAAGGGUCCUGGAUGAGCUGGAACAUGUGAAGGUGGCCGGGGGUGCUGCCAGGGACCUCCAAGGCCACUGGAUUCAUGGUUGUCUGCAGCAGCGCAUGGCAGACUACCAAGCCACCUACACCAUGGGUUACUAUUACUCUAAAUAUGAGUGUAUGUACUGUGAUGAUGUGUUGACGCCUUUUAUCACUACUGUCAAGCUGGUCAACAAAGUGGCCUUCACUAGCAGCCUCAGCGGCCCAGCCGUGUAUCGUGACUGGUUGGCCAAGGUACGUGAAGCGGGCCACUUAACCAUGGUGUGUCCUGACGUCAUGUUCUUCCUCACUAAUCACGUCAACAUGACCAGUGAAGACUGGCUGCCUAUGGCGCGUCACUGGGCUCUCGAGAAGGUCUUCUCUUACACCGGACAAGUCCAUAACUUCUCUUGUGAUGCUGUCAACAUAACCUGUAAACGUCCUCUCCGUACUAUAAGUUGCUUCCUUUUACCACCUUGUUGUAGAGCCAUCAUAUCACAAGAACUUGGUUACUUGAUUGAUUAUGCAAAACUGAUGAAUAUUGAAUAUGAACUUCAAGCAGGUUCAGCCUUGGGAGCUGUUAAAAUGGGGUUUUAUCUGCCUUGGGACUUUGAUCAUGAUCUUAUAAUGUCUCAGCAUGAAUACAUGAAAUGGCGGUCUAUCAAUGGUCCAUUUCUUAGACAACGAAAAUGCUACCUGAAUAUGAAUAUACAUGGUAGAUAUUUUACAAUUUAUUGUCCUUAUUUUUUCCUCGAGUUAAUCAAUCAUGCUAAUUACACAAGUAGAGAACUUUUACCCCUUGAAUACAGACACAUUCCAACAUCAAUUAUGUAUGCCGGCCGCUGGACCAUUGUCAGUUCCAACCCAGCACUUCACACAAGGAACAAACUAGGGAUUGAUUACCUUAAGCAUGCUGCCCACUGGAGAACUCUCAGGGUCACCAAUAUUGGAAAAGCAAAGGGAGGUUAUGAGAAUCCUGGAACUUGGAAUCGCUGUCGGGAGCCCAAACACCACUCCUGCCAAGACCGCUACCUAGGGGACGGCAACCUGCCCUUUGCCAGACCUUUCCUUCACCCAUAGCUGCACUUUAUUCUAUUGUAUUCUAUGUCCUCAGUAUUAGGGUGAUGUUUAUACAGUAUUUCAUAUUUUUUCAUAAUUUGUAUUAGUAUUUUCCAAAAGUUGUUGUGUUCUCUAAACUGUGAAGCGAGGAUUCAGCUGUCACAGAAUUUCAAAUAAAAAUUCACAGCAAA
Molecule: messenger RNA, 2242 nt
Organism: Homarus americanus (American lobster)
Lineage: Eukaryota; Metazoa; Arthropoda; Malacostraca; Decapoda; Nephropidae
Exons: 5
Coding region: 3-2072 (689 amino acids)
Biological process (GO): protein O-linked glycosylation via mannose
Cellular component (GO): Golgi apparatus
Source: RefSeq, a predicted model, not a curated record